CUCAUCACAACACCACAGCCAUCAUGGGUAUCUUCAAAAAAAAACCAGGCCUCGACUCAAUCUGAAGACAAGCCAUACGGGGUGCCGAAUAUCGAUCCAACGGAAUGCGGGGUGGCCGAAUACAGACAGGGUCGGAUUAUCAUGGUCCGCCUAAACCCCCAGGCGUGUGGGAACGACUGGGAGAUGAUCGGCCAGAAGAUCACCUCUGCUGCUUGGCAAAAGAAGCGCGAACGAGCCACCAUUAACGCAAAUCGGACUGACCGGCCGGGGUCAUCUGUGGAGGAUACUCAUCUGGGCCCUUAUGGAGCGAUGGUCCGGUGUGAUAACCAGGUUGGCUUCUAUUUCGAGGCCCCGGGCGACUUAGCCCUGACGUCUUUCCCUUUGAAAGGCACUGAUGGCUCGGUCUUCCACCGGUAUCCCGGUUGUGGCCCGUACGAGCAUAAGACGGCCUUUCUCCAGAUGAUCUAUGCGCCCGAUGCUACCAAUACUUUUUUCCUCCAAUCUUUCAUUCUGUCCGGAUAUCUUCAGUUCGUUGCUAGGGAGAACAAGCACCCGCUCGAAGAUUCCAUCCUUUUCUGGUAA
Aspergillus uvarum CBS 121591 is the source of this 582-nucleotide messenger RNA. RefSeq lists its product as uncharacterized. The record is from RefSeq and is a predicted model, not a curated record. The transcript is spliced from 2 exons. Bases 142 to 582 code for a protein of 146 amino acids. NCBI's taxonomy places the organism in Eukaryota, Fungi, Ascomycota, Eurotiomycetes, Eurotiales, Aspergillaceae.